AUGCAUACGACAUAUGGCACUUAUAUGACAUACGGCACUUCUACUUAUGUGACAAAUGUGCCGUAUUGCCGUGGUAGUGUGCCGAGGGUAGCUACCCCUCAAGAUACUAAAUGUUUACCAACAACUGUUUGGGCGCUUUCACCUGAAGAUAAACAACAAUUGAUUGGAGGAUAUGAAGUUGAUUUCAUUCCGAAGAACGAAUGCUAUUCUUACAAUAGACCGAAAAUGGCUGAUCCAUUUCUAACUAACGUGAGUUGGAAGAUUGGAAAAGAAUCCACAUUUACAAUAGAUCAUCACAGCUCGGAUAUAAAUACUAUUUUCUUACUUCCGUAUAUACUUUUUAGUAAAAAGUGA
Molecule: messenger RNA, 354 nt
Organism: Cetraspora pellucida
Lineage: Eukaryota; Fungi; Glomeromycota; Glomeromycetes; Diversisporales; Gigasporaceae
Source: the annotation of a GenBank genome assembly